CGCAUUGCAUUGGCGUUGAUAGAGACACCUAUUAUCAUUCCUCACGGGGCAUAUAUCUUGGCGGCUUUGUUUCUGUUUCUCUUUUGGUAUCACGUCAUGUUUUAUUUCUUCUUCUUGACAUUGGCAUUUUUCCUUUUCUUCUUCCGAAUGACGGGGGUAUCUGGCAUACCUCGAUUCGUCAGGUACAGGUGGGCACAGAAAGAGGCAUUAUUUCUCACCAUUUCGACGUAUUUCUACAGUAUUGUCCUUGGAAGCAUACACUUUUCUCUCUCACAUGGUAUUCUUGGACCCUACGGAUUCUACGAGGAAAAAAUGACAAGUACGGAACACCAGAUCAGAAGACACAUGAGUCUUUGAAUUGGCUAAUUUAGAAAACUCUUCGCCAUGUUUUCAUGUGGUCAUGCUAUAAUAUUCCCAUUUUUCUCCAGAAGUUGCAGAAAAAUGUCAAAUCUUUUGUCAAAUAUCUAUUACAAAUAAUGUCCAAAGCUGAUACCAGUA
Xylona heveae TC161 is the source of this 498-nucleotide messenger RNA. RefSeq lists its product as hypothetical. The transcript has a single exon. The coding region runs from base 97 to 357 and encodes 86 amino acids. The record is from RefSeq and is a predicted model, not a curated record. Lineage: Eukaryota; Fungi; Ascomycota; Xylonomycetes; Xylonales; Xylonaceae.